AUGAAAACGAAAAAUAUUCGAACCCCUAUUCCCCAAAACGAAAUUUAUAAAUUACGAAAAUAUUUAAACUUUACUAUUAAUAAUAAUUCAUCUAAUUCUUCUCCCGAACCAAUGUCUAUAAAUACUAAUUUGGUGGCAACUACCGAAUCCUCACUUCAGGCGGCCCCCACCGCUGAAAUUUCUUCUAAAUUUUCAGAAAUAUCAAUUACUGCUAAACCAACUGCCCAUCCACCAAUCCUUCCUCCAUCACCAACACCCCCACCAACCAACAUGCCUGUGGAUGAAAUCCCACUGCCAAUUCAACCACCACAAUCGCUUGCGUCUCCGGAACUGAAAAUGAUUUUGGAUCCCCCACCGCCUCCACCCAGCUCUCCCAUCAAGUUCCCAAUCAGCCGUGUACGUGUGCUCCCUUCUGGCUUUGUUGAACGUCUCCCAGCAUCAACCAUUUCAAAAAAUCAAUUGGCCAAAUUGCGAAAGAAUAAGAAUAAGAAAUUUAUGAAAAGAAACAUUUCACACAUUCCCCCAUUAAACUCAUUAAAAUUUACGGUCCCCCCUGUUGUUGGGCGAAAGCCCCAUAUUAUAACUAAUUAUAACAAUUUAAACCCCAACUGGCCCACCCAAAACAAUCAAAAUCAAUUUUCAGUUCCGAGAACCCAAGCUCCACCACAAAAUACUAUUGUUACUAACACCAUGGUCCCCAUUGUUUAUUUGCCUAACAAUCUUCUCCCCCUAUUUAAUGUCCAACCAAUUCAUCCAAUUUUCGCCGCGGGACUGUCGCAUCCUGCGAAUUAA
Molecule: messenger RNA, 792 nt
Organism: Meloidogyne enterolobii
Lineage: Eukaryota; Metazoa; Nematoda; Chromadorea; Rhabditida; Meloidogynidae
Source: the annotation of a GenBank genome assembly